Spirometra erinaceieuropaei is the source of this 1872-nucleotide messenger RNA. The record is from the annotation of a GenBank genome assembly. NCBI's taxonomy places the organism in Eukaryota, Metazoa, Platyhelminthes, Cestoda, Diphyllobothriidea, Diphyllobothriidae.
AUGGUGAACUACUAUCACCGUUUUCUUCCCCAUGGUGCCACCAUACUGCAGCCUCUCAACAGCUUGCUGACCCACUCCAAGAAGACACUAGUGAUGACCGAGGAGGCCGUCAGGUCCUUCAAUGACGUCAAGGCCGCACUUGCGGACGCAACAUUGCUUGCCCAUCCUCGCUCAGAUGCCCAACUAACUCUCAUGACAGAUGCUUCCAGCACUGCCGUUGGUGCGUCACUUCAGCAAACUGUUCGUGGUGUUCUACAGCCUUUGGCUUUCUUCUCGAAGAAGCUCAGCCCAGCAGAGACCCGCUACAGUGUCUUCGGCCGAGAACUCCUUGCCGUCUAUCUAUCCAUCCGGCACUUCCGCCAUUUCCUUGAGGGUCGUGAAUUUGUUGUUCUCACAGAUCACAAGCCACUCGUUUUCGCACCGAGGGCCUCUCCCGAUCGAUACUCGCCCCGUGAAAUCCGUCAUCUCGACUUCAUCUCACAGUUUUCCUGCGACAUCCAACAUGUCCACGGUAAGGAAAAUGUGGUUGCUGAUGCUCUUUCAAGAAUCGAGAUGGCUUCCAUCACAACAGACGCCAUAGACUUCACGCUCAUGGCUGAGGCUCAACACUCGGAUGGCGAACUUCCCCAAUACCGCCACGAGGACUCUUCUUUACGCCUUCAAGAUGUCCCCCUCCCCACUGGCACUGGCACCAUCACGUGCGACCUUUCUACCGGACACGAACGUCCUUUUGUUCCAGCAACUUUACGACGACAAGUGUUCAACGCUCUUCACAAUCUAUCCCACCCUGGAGUCCGGGCGACAGUGAAACUCAUCACUGACCGAUUCGUCUGGCCCAACAUCAACCGGGAUGUACGGCGUUGGACCCGCUCCUGUCUACCAUGUCAACGAUCCAAAACGCAUCGGCAUACUAUUACUCCGCCAGGAACUUUCGCCACCCCUGAUGCACGCUUCAGUCAUGUGCAUAUUGACCUGGUAGGUCCGCUGCCACCAUCUAACGGUUCUACCUAUAUGCUGACAUGUAUUGAUCGCUUUACUCGGUGGCCAGUUGCUGCGCCCAUUCCGGACAUCAGUGCCGAAACCGUAGCCAGAGCUUUCUUGACUCAUUGGGUGUCCAAUUUUGGAGUUCCUGCGACUGUCACCACUGACCGCGGAUCCCAAUUCGAGUCCACGCUGUUUCGUGAACUCACAUCCCUUCUCGGUACCAACCGAAUUCGAACAACAGCGUACCACCCUCAAGCAAAUGGUCUCGUCGAACGAUUCCAUCGACAGCUCAAAACUUCCCUUAUGGCCCAGCCCAAUCCUUCCCGAUGGUCGGAUCACCUUCCCCUGGUGCUGUUGUCCCUCCGUUCCACUCUCAAGGCCGACAUCGGUUGCACUGCGGCUGAUCCUGUCUACGGAACCUCCCUACGACUGCCCGGUGAGUUAGUUUCUCCCUCAAACAUGCUAACGUUUUUUGAACCUUGCAGUUAUGUGGAGCAGCUGCGUAGUGUCAUGCGCAAUCUCCGCGCAACGCCCCCUCGGGCGUCACCGGUCAAUUCCUUCAUCCCUCUCGACCUAGAUAAGUGCAAUUUCGUCUUGGUUCGGCAUGACGCUGUCCGACGACCACUCCAACCACCCUAUGACGGGCCGUAUAAAGUCCUUCGUCGAUCUGACAAAGAUGUUGUCAUCGACCGCAACGGCAAGACCGACACAGUCAGCAUUGAUCGCGUCAAGCCGGCGUUCAUCGACGACAGUGACCAUUCCUCACCCCAACACUGUACCCCGCCGCAAACAGUGCUGCCUCCACCUACUGGCGACAGCCCCCCUCCGGUUCGCCGCACACGAUCUGGUCGUCACGUCCACUGGCCCGACAGGUUUAUUGCUGGCUAG